Messenger RNA from Blepharisma stoltei, 243 nucleotides. The record is from the annotation of a GenBank genome assembly. Lineage: Eukaryota; Ciliophora; Heterotrichea; Heterotrichida; Blepharismidae.
AUGGAGCUCCCAAGGGUUACAAAGAAGAUGCAAAACAUGAUAAAACCACUGGUAAAAUUUACAUAGGGCUUGCUCUUUGGAUUUUUACGAAAUGGCGUAACUGUACAAAUUUGGCUUUUUGAGAACACAGAUCUUUGCAUUGAAGGAAAAAUAAUUGGCUUCGACGAGUACAUGAAUUUAUAUCACUUUUCCAUAAUUAUUUCCAAAAAUUAUUAUCUCUCACCCUUUUUUUACCAGUUUUAA